Populus euphratica (Euphrates poplar) is the source of this 1463-nucleotide messenger RNA. RefSeq lists its product as uncharacterized. Lineage: Eukaryota; Viridiplantae; Streptophyta; Magnoliopsida; Malpighiales; Salicaceae. The record is from RefSeq and is a predicted model, not a curated record. The coding region runs from base 153 to 1463 and encodes 436 amino acids. The transcript has 10 exons.
ACCAAAAUCACAAGACAUCUUCUCCUCUGUUUUCUCCUCCUCCAUUUUCUGGAACCUUGGAAUUUCCCCUCCAAAAUUCUGAGAACAGCUCCUCUCUGUCUUUGCAUUUUUGUAAUAUUGUAAAGUUUGUGUGUGCAUAGGAAGCAAACAUCAUGCCUUUUUGCGAGGUAGCUAAACACCAGGCCAGUUUAUAUGAUGGAGUUGAUGCUGCUAGUGCUAACAAUAAUGGCAUCAAAAUUUUUUACAGAACUCAUGGUCAUGGAACCACAAAAGUUCUUCUCAUUAUAGGAUUUGCUGGGACAAAUGAUUCGUGGGGUCCACAAAUAAAGGCACUUACAGGGAAAGAGAUUUCCAAUGAUGAUGAUGGAAUGAGAGGCGUUGAUCAAUCAGAUUAUAAUGGGGAAGAUGGCUAUGGUGGUAACGGUGUUCAAGUUUGUGCCUUUGAUAAUCGUGGUAUGGGAAGGAGUUCUGUGCCCACCAAAAAUUCUGAAUAUUCAACAAAAAUAAUGGCAAAAGAUGCAAUUGCUUUGAUGGAUCAUCUGGGUUGGAGAAAAGCUCAUGUAUUUGGCCAUUCAAUGGGUGCUAUGAUAGCUUGCAAGUUAGCAGCAAUGGUGCCGGACAGAGUUCUAUCUUUGGCAUUACUUAAUGUAACUGGUGGAGGUUUCGAAUGUUUACCAAAGCUUGACCGUCAAACAAUAUCUGUUGCUAUCCGUUUGUUUAAGGCAAAGACUCCAGAGCAAAGGGCUGCUGUUGACUUGGACACUCACUACACAAAGGAAUAUCUUGAUGAGUAUGUUGGGUCUAGCACAAGAAGAGCAGUCUUGUAUCAAGAAUACGUCAAAGGUAUAUCAUCAACUGGAAUGCAGUCUAGUUAUGGUUUUGAUGGUCAAGUCAAUGCUUGCUGGACGCAUAAGAUGACACGAACAGAAAUUGAAUUAAUCAGAUCUGCUGGAUUUCUUGUAUUGGUCAUACAUGGCAGGCAUGAUAUCAUUGCUCCGAUAUAUUAUGCAAGGAGGCUUGCAGAGAAGUUGCUGCCUGUUGCUAGAAUGGUUGAUCUCCACGGUGGGCAUCUAGUGAGUCAUGAGAGGACCAAAGAGGUAUUCCUACUAUCUUAUAUAGAGAUAUGGCAUGACUUCACCAUUUCAUUACAGCACAGCGACAGUUCUGCAAUAGAGAAUUCCAUGGUUGAGAUUACCACCAUAAGCAUGCUGUGGUAUAUUAUUUCCUCUUUUCUGUGGAUGAGGAAAGAAAAGGGAGAUGGUCCGAAGGGCACCUUAUUGCCAACUUCUGAAUUCCCAUUGAUUCCUGGCCUGCACCAUCCUAAAUUCCCUUCUAGAAGGGAUGCCUAUCUCCUCGGCAAUGAAUUUUCAACUUUAUUUUCAUUAAAGCAGUUGAAGAUAGCGAAUGCAUCUAGAAACCUUCGUGAUCAGAAUCCAGGUGGUCAGGGAGAGGAACGUUAUUAG